Messenger RNA from Xiphias gladius (swordfish), 3705 nucleotides. It is a transcript of the gene leng9, whose product is annotated as leukocyte receptor cluster (LRC) member 9. The transcript is spliced from 9 exons. The coding region runs from base 513 to 2189 and encodes 558 amino acids. NCBI's taxonomy places the organism in Eukaryota, Metazoa, Chordata, Actinopteri, Istiophoriformes, Xiphiidae. Gene Ontology annotation, molecular function: metal ion binding. The record is from RefSeq and is a predicted model, not a curated record.
GAAGGAGAGUCACGCGCUCGAGCACAAGUGACGCAUGGCCGUUAUGCUGCAUUCACGGAACGUCGACCGAAUGGAAAAAACGGGUGAAAACCGCCGCCAAUCCCUGAUUUGGGAGUGUCAGACAUUGGUUUAAAGUGGUCAUCCCUAGUGCUGUCAUUGUAGUCACAUCAGACAAACCGCCUAAAAGUAGCUUCUUUUGUUGUGUUACGUUUUUGUAGCAGUUCGUUACCAAGUAAUACCAGAUACAUAGAAAGACUGUAUAGCUCCUGUGAAAUUAACUGACACUGAAUUUUAAUUUUGAUGUAACUGCUAGCGGUUGUGCAUUUGCAGCCAUUCUACCAAUACACUGUUGACAUGUCUGUACCUCUUUCCACCAAAUGGGAAAAUAAAUUGCUUUUCCACAAAGGCAUCCUCGAUGACAGACAAAUUAAAACUACAUUACCCAUACUUCCCUAUGAGCCCACAAACUCGGGGUCAAACGACGAUAAAAAGUCAGGACUGUCUGCUUCGAUAUGAGCAUGGCAUCAGACGGAUCAGGAGUGCCCUCAGAUUCACCAGAGGACCGCAGAGAUGAUGGGACCCACUUGAAAGACACACUCAGUCCAGAGGCAGGGGUCCCAGCUGACCUUAACGGUGCUAAAUCCACCCUAAACUCCACAGCAGAGUCAGCAGAACGGGCUGAGGAUGGAGUCAGCGUGUGCCAGUUUUUCCUGAUUGGAAAGUGUCAUUUUGGACACAGAUGUCGUUUGUCUCACAGUGAUCCAUCACAGGAUGACUCAGGGGCUGCAUCUCCUGAUCAGGUUGACACACCGGAUGGAGAAAAGAUGGAAAAACACAAGAAGAAAAGCAAAGUGAACAACCCACAAAAGCCAGAAUACGAGGGAAAAGAAGUGAACAAAAAGCCUCGUAUGCGCACAGCAGAUGACGUUAUCUCUCGGAUCCUGUGGGACCCAUCAGUUGACGCAUCAGAAUUUGUAGUGGGCUAUGUGGAUCGCUUCCUAGGUGUGAUGGAGCGCCCCUUCUGUGACUUUAACUGGGACACCAACCCCUGCGACUGUGAUUACUCUUCUGAACUGGCCCUUCCAAGACACCGGAUCCAGUACUUCACCUAUGGAGGGCACCGCGUCUGGGACCGCCACAGCAGAACUGACAGAGUUUUUGGCUCCACCGGUCAAUCUCUGGCUCCCCCCUUUGGAAGGGAAGAGGAAGUAAAGCAAAUGAACACAGAAGUCCAAGAACAACAACAAGCCUCCCUUGAAACAACAGAGGAGCAGCCACCUUCUGUCAGUGGGCAGGCAGGGAGUGUAACAGAAGAGUGUACUCAUGCUGGGAACACACAUCUGGAGGAAGAACAACAGCAAUCACGAGGAGCAUGUGUUGUGGAGGAAGCUGCAAAAAGACUUAAGGCUUCAACAGACCAAAUGUCCUCUUCCCAAAAGGAGGGGGUGACUGUAAAAGAGGAGGGAGAAGAAGACACUUUGGCAGAAUGGCAAGAAAUGGCAACGGAAGGCAACGAAGAUGCUUCUAGUUAUCUUGGAGCCCUGCACAUUAGCCAGAAUCCAUCAGCACCUCUGGAGCAGAGAGAGGAGAAACGUGGUGGUCGCCCCCCAAAAAAACGACCCACCCACUUCAUCGCCUUCAGGGCCAACACUCCUGCUAUCCUCUCCUGUUUCCAGCAGCUGCAGGAGGAGAUCACCUCCCUUUUACCCUCCUCUGCCUGUCACUGGGAGACCGCCUCCAGCCUUCAUGUCACCCUUUGCCUCCUGGUGCUGCACGGCCCAGCUGAGGUAGCCACUGCAGGGGAGAUCCUCCGCCAGUUUGCCCAUUUGGAUCGCAACCCACCUGUAGCUGUGACCUUUCCUGUGAAGUUGAAACAUUUCAAUGGGAAGGUGCUUUUCCUGAACCCCCAGCCUCAAUUGCACCUCCAGCUGCUCAACAGCGGCCUGCAGGAAGCGUACAGGAAGGAGGGCUGGCUCCACAGGGACUCCUACAACACGCGCUACCACCUCACUCUGGCCAAAGUAGAGGACAAGGAGGGAGAGAGGAUUUUUGAUGGGGUGGGGGACCUGAAGGUGGGGAAGGGUUUAAAUUUUGGCCGCCUACCAGUUAACACCUUACAUCUUUGUGCCAUGGGCAGUUCCAGAGGAGAUGGUUUUUAUGAGACCGUGUGCACAGUAACUCUCCGAUGAUAGAAGAGUGAGCCAUUUCACAUGCACACACUACAAUGUAUGUUGUUAUGUGACAUCUGACUGGGUGCAAUACCACUGAGCUCGAUUUGCACUAGCCAUGCAGCCUUAUCAGCCAAAUUUAAUGUCUGUGUUUGAGUUUUUUAACUUAGUUUUUUUUUUUUUUUUUUUUCCCAGAGAUGAUGCACUAUUAAAGAUAUUUUUAUAAAAGUGCCUAAGGCGCAUAAAGGGAUACUUGAUGCAGAGCUACGGGACAGAGGUAAACACCCUAUGUUCAGUUAUACUGAACAGUAUUAAGAUGCAGAAGAAUACAAUAGUCCCAAAACACUUAAAUUAGAAUAUGAUUUAAAAAUGUGUUUUCCCUAACAAGUGCAUUUUAAUCGGUUAAGGGUCUACAUUAUACAUCAUAUUGAUAUUUUAAGAUGAGAAAUGAGUGGAGCCAACACAUAAUACAGGGAAUUCAUAAUGCAAGCUGCUACAAUAUAUCCAGAACUUGCUGAGAGCACAGCUGUUUUCUUUACCUGGCUGAACGGAAGAAUAUAAAAACUAUAAACAGAGAUUGCAUGAAGGUCUACGACAUUAAUUGUACCUCACUCUUCAAAAUUCUUUAGUGCCGAGUCUGUUUUUUAUGUUAUAAUGCAAAGUUUCAUCAGUCCUCUUAAUUGUUGCCUUUAGUUGAUAGAAAUGAAAGAUUUAAACAUUAUAAAAUCCACAUUUGCUAUUUAAAAUUUUUUUUUAAAAAUUAGAGCUGAAAUGAUCAGUAAAUGAAUUGAUUAGUUGAUCAAUAGAAAAUUAAUCUGCAACCAUUUUGCUGAUCGAUUUAACAUCAAGUAAAAUGCGAAAAAUUCCCUACUUCUAGCUUGUUCAUUGUGACGACAUGCUUGAUGCUGCUUUACUUUGUCUUAUGUUAUAGUAACAUGGAAUUUUUUUUUUCAUUGUUGGUUAAACUAAAGAGUACAAAUCACAUCUUGGAUGUGUACCUGUGUCAAAUCAGCCUUGAGAUCCAGGAGGAAACACAUGAGUUUGAUGUGUACUUUUGCAAUCAAUGCAAGUUAUUGUACAGGAUGAUGUAAUUGCUCACGUGUCAUCAGCUCUGAGUCUUUUAACUUAUGGGGCAUGUAGAAUAAAAUACCUACUUCCUUGAAAUACAAAAAAAAUGCCUCAAGAAAAAUGUCUUUUUUUUUCUUUUUUCCCCUCUGUUUAUUAUCAGGUGGGCCAAAUAAGGUGAUUGGGGCCAACUUUGGCCCCAGGCCCCACUUUGGGCAUCUUUGAUUAUGUUUUACUACUACAGACAGGACAUAUGCACUUGCCAUAAAGGUGUAUACAGGAUACAUAAAUUGUUUAUGAGAGGAAGAGAUUAUGAUUUCUUUACAGGCAUCAAUUAACCAAAGUAGCUGUUUUCUGCAGCUCAUAAUUCCAUGAUUUAUACAAUCUGUUAUAUGAAUAUUGUUUUGACUGUGCGUCCACAAGAACGAUGACUUUGUAUGAUUUUUACAAUGAAUUACAAGCACGAAAUUGU